This is a messenger RNA of Pistacia vera, 2932 nucleotides long. Its product is annotated as pentatricopeptide repeat-containing protein At4g01030, mitochondrial. The transcript has a single exon. The record is from RefSeq and is a predicted model, not a curated record. The coding region runs from base 36 to 2876 and encodes 946 amino acids. Gene Ontology annotation, molecular function: protein binding; RNA binding; zinc ion binding. Gene Ontology annotation, biological process: RNA modification. Lineage: Eukaryota; Viridiplantae; Streptophyta; Magnoliopsida; Sapindales; Anacardiaceae.
UAUUUCUUCACCAUCUUACCCGCCAAAAGACCUCCAUGGCCAAAUUAUAUCCGAUUCAACACCUCCACCUCUUCAAUUCUAACACUACCCUCCAUCAAAACCCACACUGUCACCACCAAAAACACUUCACUAGUUCACCGACUUCUCUUGCUCUUGCUACUACUGACGCCCCUCUUCAAACCACUCCACUCUCUAAUUCUUCUCUUCAACCCUUUCCAUUGACUUCGGAUAUUUGCUUCUUAAAUGAAACAAAUGAAUUCGGAAGUUUGGAUUCGGUUAAAUUAAAGCAUGCCCAGAUGAUAAAAAUGAGCAAGAAUGGGGAUUCAGAAACAAUAGCUAAAAUUUUGAUGUUGUAUUACUUGGAGUUUGGUGAUUUUGGAUCCGCUGUCAAGAUUUUCUUUGUGGAUUUUUUGAAGAACUAUACAGAAUGGAGUUCUUUCUUGAAAGAAUAUGAGAGUUUCGGGGGAAAAGUGCAUCAAGUUCCUGAGGUGUUCAGUGAGUUGAAUAGUAAAGGAGUAAUGUUUGAUAGUAGAGUUCUUACAAUGGUUUUGAAGAUUUGCACUAGUGCAAUGGCAUUUUGGGAAGGUGCGGAGGUUCAUGCUAGUUUGAUCAAGAGAGGGCUAGAUUUCGAUGCGUAUGUGAAGUGUGCGUUGAUGAACUUUUAUGGGAGAUGUUGGGGUGUAGGAAGUGCUAAUGAAAUAUUCAACGAAGUAUCAAUUCGAGAAGAUUUAUUGUGGAACGAGGCAGUCCUGGUAAACUUGAGGAAUGAACAAUGGGCCAAGGCCUUUGAAUUGUUUCGAGAAUUGCAGUUUUCUUUUGCAAGAGCUUAUAGCAGAACAAUUGUGAAGUUACUGCAAGCAUGUGGAAAAGUGGGAGCUCUCAAUGAAGGGAAGCAAAUACAUGGGUAUGUUCUAAAAUUUGCAAUGGACUCAAAUUUGCUAAUAUCUAAUUCCUUGAUUAGCAUGUAUUCUAGAAAUAGCAAGCUUGGACUGGCUAGGACAGUUUUUGAUUCGAUGAAAGAUCGUGAUUUAUCUUCAUGGAACUCGAUGAUUUCGAGUUAUACUGCCCUUGGUUGUGCGAAAGAUGCUUGGGAUCUUUUCAAUCAAAUGGAUUCAUCCAAUGUAAAACCUGAUAUAAUAACCUGGAACUGCCUACUGUCUUGCAAUUUUCUUCAUGGUUCACAUACGGAAACCCCGACCGUUUUGCAUAGAAUGCAGAGUUUGGGUUUCAGGCCAAAUGCAAGCUCUGUCUCUAGUGUUCUUCAAGCUGUUACCGAAUUGGAGUACUUGAAAUAUGGGGAAGAAAUUCACGGCUAUAUAAUAAGAAACGGACUUGACUACGAUGUAUAUGUAGGAACUUCGUUGAUAGACAUGUAUGUGAAGAAUGAUUGCUUAGAUAGUGCUAGGAAAACUUUUGAUAAUGUGAAGAACAGGAAUGUUGUUGCUUGGAAUUCAUUAAUAUCAGGUUAUAGCUUCAAAGGUCUUUUUGAUGAUGCUAAAAUGUUAUUGAAUCAGAUGAAAGAGGAAGGAAUUGAACCUGAUUUAGUAACAUGGAAUAGUCUGGUCACGGGAUAUUCAAUUUGGGGUCAGAACAAGGAAGCUUUGGCAGUGAUUAAUCAAAUAAAAGACUCGGGAUUGGAUCCUAAUGUGGUUUCAUGGACUUCUCUAAUAUCAGGCAGCUCACAAAACGAAAAUUAUCGGGAAUCCUUUGAAUUUUUCAUCCAAAUGCAGGGAGAAGGAAUCAAGCCAAACUCUGCCACCAUCUCCAGCUUACUUCGAACUUGUGGAGGCCUAGGUCUGUUGCCAAAGGGUAAAGAGAUACACUGCUUCUCCAUAAAAAAUUAUUUCAUUGAAGAUGCAUAUAUAGUCACAGCACUAAUUGACAUGUACAGCAAGUCUGGGAAUUUAAAAAGUGCAGAAGUGGUUUUCAGGAAGAGUGUAAAUAAAAUAUUAGCUUCUUGGAAUUGCAUGAUUAUGGGGUUUGCAAUUUACGGCCAUGGGAAAGAGGCGAUUUCACUUUUUGAUGAGAUGUGUGGAGCAGAUAUACAACCAGAUGAUAUAACCUUCACAGCUCUCCUUUCUGCUUGCAAGAACUCGGGUUUAGUCGAUGAAGGAUGGAAAUACUUUGAUUGUAUGAGCACAGAUUAUAGUAUAAUGCCCACAAUAGAGCACUACUCAUGCAUGGUGGAUCUUCUGGGAAAAGCUGGUUAUAUUGAUGAAGCUUGGGACUUCAUUCAAACAAUGCCAAUCAAACCAGAUGCUACUAUUUGGGGUGCUCUUCUUGGAUCUUGUCGAGUCCAUAGAAACUUGGAGUUUGCAAAGAUUGCAGCAAAGAAACUUUUUAAGUUAGAACCGCAUAAUCCUGCGAAUUACGUUUUGUUGAUUAACCUGUAUGCUAUGUCAAACAGAUGGGAGGAUGUUGAACGUGUUAAAGAUUUGAUGAAUGAUGCGGGGGUGAAAAAUGGGCCGGUAUGGAGUUGGGUUCAAAUUGAUCAGAUUGUUCAUGUGUUCUCUGCCGAAGGGAAACCUCAUCCAGAGGAGGGGAAAAUAUAUUUCGAGUUAUAUCAGUUGGUUUCUGAAAUGAAGAAACUUGGGUAUGUGCCUGACAUCAACUGUAUACAUCAAAACAUUGAUGAAGUAGAGAAGGAGAAGGUAUUGUUGAGUCAUACAGAGAAAUUGGCCAUCACUUACGGACUGAUGAAGAUGAAAAGCACGGCUCCCAUCAGAGUAAUCAAGAACACGAGAGUUUGUUCUGAUUGUCAUACUGCAGUAAAAUACAUGUCUUUAGUUCGAGGCCGAGAGAUUUUUCUAAGGGACGGGCUUCGAUUUCACCAUUUUAGAGAAGGGAAGUGUUCCUGCAAUGAUUGUUUGCAAUAAGAGAGCAUUCUGUGAUUACGUAUUUUAAGGAUGUUAAGUCUUUUAGAGAUGAUAGA